This is a messenger RNA of Rotaria sp. Silwood2, 321 nucleotides long. NCBI's taxonomy places the organism in Eukaryota, Metazoa, Rotifera, Eurotatoria, Philodinida, Philodinidae. The record is from the annotation of a GenBank genome assembly.
AUGUCAAAUGGAUUACGACAAUUCAAUCUUUUUACUGCUUGGGAACAACCAAAUGUAAUUAAUAUUGGCUAUUUGGUCAUCGAACGCCUACCUUAUUUGCAAGUCAUAGAACUAAAUGGUACGAAUUGUGAACUCGCUGAAAUGUCACGUAUACUUAUCAAUGGUCUUUCGAAAUUAAAUUUUCUCACUAUUAAUGGUUGUAUUAAACAUGAUAAACUUUAUGAUAAACAAUUGCGUGAUCUACAGAAUUCAAUUACGUGCUCUUUUCGGACAGAAGUUUCUAACACGACAGAUGAAGAUACAGUUUUCGUAUGGUUAUAA